Molecule: messenger RNA, 1998 nt
Organism: Uranotaenia lowii
Lineage: Eukaryota; Metazoa; Arthropoda; Insecta; Diptera; Culicidae
Exons: 1
Coding region: 1-1998 (665 amino acids)
Biological process (GO): DNA integration
Molecular function (GO): nucleic acid binding
Source: RefSeq, a predicted model, not a curated record
AUGGGAACCCGUCUUAGAAAAUUCAACGAAGAAGGCCAUACAUUCGAAAUAAAGCGAUGUGUUCUCUGGUCCGACUCAAGCACUGUGCUGGCCUGGAUACGGUCCGAUCAUCGGAGAUACACCCAGUUCGUAGCCUGCAGAGUAGGGGAAAUCCUUUCAAACACCAACAUCGCAGAGUGGCGAUGGGUCCCAUCAAAACAGAACGUCGCCGACCUCGCCACCAAAUGGGGACAAGGCCCGCCUUUGACUGCAGAAAACGCUUGGUUUCGUGGUCCGGAUUUCCUUCAAGAAGGCGAGGACGAAUGGCCACAACCGAGGAAGCCGACUAGCACCGAGGAGGAGUUGAAGACGUCUCGCCAAGUAUCCUGUCUCCAUUCUGGGUUUGUAGCUCCAGUAGCGAUCGUCGACACCAGUAGAUUCAGCAAGUGGGAGCGAAUGCUGCGAACUGUGGCAUAUGUACAUCGUUACGUAAAUCGUCGACUUAAGAUGUAUCCCGUCGAAGCAGAAAGCAGUUACCUGAGCCAGGAGGAGUUGUUAGCAGCUGAAACCACAAUGUUCUGGAUAGCGCAGCAACAAUCGUACCCGGUGGAGGCAUCUAUCCUUCGACGAAAUCUUCACCAGAACUCGAACGGUCAGGAUCGUCUCCCAAAGCAUAGCGAACUACACCACAUAUCACCAUACUUCGACGAAAACUUUGUCCUCAGAGUGGAUAGCCGAGUUGGAGCAGCAAAAAACGUCGCUAUGACAGUGAGGUAUCCUGUCAUUCUUCCUCCGACCCACAGAAUUACUGAGCUGAUCAUCGACUUCUAUCAUCGAAAGUUCCUGCAUGCCAACUUUGAAACUGUGGUGAACGAACUUCGCCAGUCCUUCCACAUUUCGAAGAUUAGAGCAACGGUCAAGAAAAUAAUCCGCCAGUGUCAACAUUGCAAGGUAUACAGGUGCAAACCACAGGUACCUAGGAUGGGUCCUCUGCCCGCAGCACGGCUAGCAUCGUUCGAACGUCCAUUCAGCUACGUCGGUUUAGACCUGUUUGGUCGAAUCCUGGUCAAGAGAGGCAGAAGUUCGGUUAAACGCUGGGUGGCUCUAUUUACCUGCUUAACCAUAAGAGCAGUUCACGUCGAAGUAGUCCACAGCCUCACAACAGAAUCCUGCAUUAUGAGCAUUCGGCGCUUUAUUGUUCGACGAGGGGCACCACUGGAAAUCCAUUCGGAUAACGGAACCAACUUCCGUGGAGCCGGCAACAUUCUCGAACAACAAAUCGGCCAGUUUCAGGACGACUUAGCAGCAACCUUCACCAACACUCACACCAAGUGGGUCUUCAUACCUCCAGGAACGCCUCACAUGGGUGGGAGCUGGGAGCGUAUGGUACGCUCAGUGAAAACGGCCAUGGAAAAAAGCUUGUGCGCGGGACGGAAGCUCGACGACGAAGGCCUCAAUACAUUUGUGGUAGAAGCUGAAGGAGUCGUCAACUCCCGACCUCUGACAUAUUUACCAUUGGAUAGCGAGGAAGCUGAAUCCCUGAAGCCCAACCACUUUUUGCUAGGCAGUUCGAACGGCGUAAAGCAACCGAGCAAGCAGUUUGUGGAUGGAGCUGUAGCCCUGAAGAGCAUCUGGAACCAGAUAGAGUGCCAGCUGGACAUGUUUUGGCGUCGUUGGGUCCGGGAAUAUCUACCCACUUUGACUCGUCGCACGAAGUGGUUCAACGAAGUUCAGGAGAUCGGCGUGUGGAACUUGGUUGUAAUUGUGAACGAAGCUAAGAGAAAUGGGUGGGUGCGAGGUAGGGUUCUGGAAGUAUUCCCCGGGGUAGACGGGAGAGUUCGCCAUGCAGUAGUGCAAACAAAUAGAGGGUUGUCAAGGCAAUCGGUCAGUAGACUGGCAGUGUUGGAUGUUGAGCUUAUGGGUGACACGGAUCCAAAGGCAGUCACCGGCCAGCGUCACGAGGGGGAGGAUGUUGACAUCGGCAACACUGCAAGCGUCGCUUUCGACGCGCCGCUGUGA